AUGGAAGAUGCUGACGCAGUUUCUGAUGUAUCCAGACUAUCCAUCGAUGCAAAUAUUCGUUUACUACCAAAAUCGACCGAGAAACUGGUUGGUUUUGCCGUUAGAAAUAAAGCUGCAAUUGGUCUAAUAUUUUUCUGCGGCAUAUGUUCACUUCUUUUACGAGAUCCAGUGCAACUUACCUGUUCCCAUCGCUUUUGUAAGUCAUGUGUCGAACCAGUUGACGGGGAAACAAUAAGAUGCACACAUUGCCAUACAGAAGUUCCAAAGGAAACGGUAUUUUCUGACAAGGGAUUUAAAAAUGAUAUGUCAGGGCUGGAAAUAGAAUGUUACCAUUGCGACUGGCAAGGAAUAUAUAAAGAUUAUGAGACUCAUUUGGAAGAAAACCAUUCGGAUAUUUUAUGUGAAAGUUGUGGUGAACGUUUCACGUCGGCAAACAGUCUAGUACUGCACGAACAAAAUGAUUGUGAAAAAACCAUUGUUGCUUGCCCUCUAAAAGAAUUCGGUUGUUCAGAUAGAGUAGAGCGAGCUCAUAUUCAUGACCAUUAUCUCACUCAACAGCAUCAAAAUGCAAUACUUGCCGCUGCUCGUCAAUUGAAAGCUAAAUUAGCACCUAAUCAAAUAUCAGAUGAUAUGGAAAUGGAAACAUACGUACAUGAUGGGACAGCUCAUUCAACCACGACAACUAAUAACGCAAUGUCUCAACUACCAGAAUUAAACGAAGUAGUUGGCGUUUUGGUAGAUGGAGUGCAAGUAUUGGUUGAGCAUACGCGUGAUCUGAGUAUGGAAUCAGUGAGAAUAGAAAAUCAAGUGGAAAACUUACACGAAGAGCUCGAAACACUUAAAGUGAGCGUUCCAGAGCAAAGCAUAUUUUUGAGCGGAUUAAAACCGAAUCAAGAGAUACUCGCUCAAGAAGUGGCAUCUCUCAAGCAACAUAUCGAUGAAUUUCAAUACACUUCUUAUGAUGGAUCGCUGAUCUGGAAAAUAACAGAUGUUUCCAAAAAAAUAAGUGACGCUCAGGGUGAACGACAAACAUCGAUAUAUUCUCCGAUAUUCUACUCAUCUCCCAAUGGAUAUAAGAUAAGAGCUCGUUUAUACCCUUAUGGAGAUGGGAAUGCUCGUCGCACUCAUUUGUCCGUCUUCUUUGUUUUGAUGCGUGGGAGAUUCGACCAUCUAUUAGCGUUUCCCUUUCAGCACAAAGUGAUCUUUUGCCUAUACGAUCAGACACCUACACAACGUCAUCUGAUCGAUUGUUUUCGACCUGAUGUCAAAUCAAAUAGUUUUCAAAGGCCACGAUCUGAGAUGAACAUCGCCAGUGGCAUUCCGAAGUUUUGCCCCUUGGCCAUCAUUCAACAGGAGAAUAAUCCGUACGUUCGCAAUGACACUAUGUUUAUCAAAAUUAUGAUCGAUUUCGAAGAGUUGCCGAAAAGAGUUUUGCCAUAUGCGCUAAGUCUCGAUCCUGGAUUACCAGCGCAUAUUCGACAACGGUUGAUUCGUCAAGAAACAGAACGACAAGCACAACAAAACAAUAACACAACAUAA
Messenger RNA from Adineta ricciae, 1539 nucleotides. Lineage: Eukaryota; Metazoa; Rotifera; Eurotatoria; Adinetida; Adinetidae. The record is from the annotation of a GenBank genome assembly.